Messenger RNA from Synchytrium microbalum, 5964 nucleotides. RefSeq lists its product as uncharacterized. Gene Ontology annotation, molecular function: structural constituent of nuclear pore. The coding region runs from base 1 to 5964 and encodes 1987 amino acids. Gene Ontology annotation, cellular component: nuclear pore inner ring. NCBI's taxonomy places the organism in Eukaryota, Fungi, Chytridiomycota, Chytridiomycetes, Synchytriales, Synchytriaceae. The transcript is spliced from 4 exons. Gene Ontology annotation, biological process: RNA export from nucleus; protein import into nucleus. The record is from RefSeq and is a predicted model, not a curated record.
AUGUUGAAUCCAUUCGCAACUCCAAGUGCUGCUGCCAAAGGAAAGGCAACUGCUAUUCAUAAUGUGCAUCAGCAUGCCAAACCACGCUUUGCAAGAACAUGGAGAGAUCUGCAUGCUGCACUGGAAUCAAUAGAUUUAGCCAGUCAACAGGAGAUGGCGAAUUUCUUGGAUGCAGAAUACGAACACUACAAACUAUUGCUCGAUAUGUUUACACCACCAAACCCAGCCUCCAAAGCACAGAUACUAGCUGCUGUAGCUUCCGAUGCGACUCCCAUUAUACUAGAUGGAGCCACAGCCAAAGUCAUACAAGAAGAGGCUCAAUUCGCAUUUGGUGUGUCUGCCCUCCUCAAAUUAGACGAAAUAUCAGCCUUGGCCAUGGUCAGGUCCUACGUCCGCUCUGAAAUAGAUGGUGCACAUGGCAGUAUACGGCCUGGUGUAAAAACGAGCACCGUAAAGUAUAACGACGAGCUGAUGGAAAAAGUAGCUGAACUCUACUUUGACGAACGUCUCGAAGUGUUGGCCGUCGUAGCUGGUUUGGUUAAGGCUAGUCAAAACGAUUCACACGUGCACCAUGCAACUGCUCUGGAAACAGUUGAACGACUCGUCGAUGAUAAAAUCUUAGGUCGAGUCUUGACUCAAUUCAAGAUGAGUACCGAAGCCAAACUAUCUGAACAAGUAGAAUCAAUACCGAAACGAACGGCCAUGUGGACUAGACAGGCCCUCAAAGAGCAAAAAGGGUUGUUACAUAUACUCGUAUACUUGUUUUAUAACCCACCAGAACCGCAAGAUGCUGUCAAAACCAUUGAAGUCUUUACAGACCUUCAUUUUGGUCGUAAACAGGCCUGUAGCCAACUAUUCGAUGAUGCAGGAAGUAAGCUGCUCCAUCAAGUAUGCGAGUUAUGUGUCGUAAUAUCUAUAGAGGUCAUGGACCUGGAAGAAGUCUUGAAUUUGGGAGUCACUGGAGAAGACGUAUUUGCCGCACCACAAAACGAUACACUUAUAUCAACACCAGCAGCGCUUGUACAAAUCACCAGGCUGCUACAAAAUGCAGCUAAUCCAUUGGCUCGAGAAUCUCAAUCGAAAAUGUUUGCUAAUGAUGCUGCACCAGUCUUACUAGCUUGGGCAGCGUACGGCUUCCAUAUAGCAGAACCUAUAAAAGCAUCGGCAUCGUAUCAAACUCUUGUAGAUGUCAUGACUGCCAAACGACCCAAUGGACCCAAUGAAGACACCACUCUUGUACCCAGUAUAUUCUUCAAUAUCGCCACACACGCCAAUGCUCUUCAAUAUCUGGUUGAUUUACUGAAAGGUCCUUUGUGUCAAGAUGAAGGGUUGGAAUAUAGAUGUGUCAUUAAGGGUAUGCUGAUGUUAUUGCUGGUAGCGGUCCCAGAUUCGAUUAGGCCUCAUCUUGAAAUCAUGCUGGAAGCGAUGUCUGCGAUUGUCGCUGGUAUACCAGACCUGUGUAAACAAUUCUGGGAAGAAGACUACCGAUUCGAGGAUCGUCGUGAUAUGAUUGAUUGGCCUCGAUCACGCUUCCCGUUUACAGCUUCGCCUGUUAUCAAAUUCUUGACGGCAUUAGCUUCAUCUAAUCUCACCGCUACAUAUGUAUACCGAUAUUUUAGAACACUUCCUACAUUCACUGCAUCUGUUGAUGAUCGGGUGCUUGUAUAUGAUCCAUUCAUGACCAAUCAACGAGGUUUCAAUCAAGUCAAACUUGGUCAACCAUUACCAACAACACCUUUUGCUUCCUCCGCUCUCAAUAUAGUAAUACCAGCUGGCACGAUGGGUUAUCGUUUAUCGGUCACUUCAGAUUUACAGGUGCAAUUCCAGUAUGAAUUAUCUGGAUGGCAUUGGUGUAUCUCGGUGAUAGACUCAUAUCUCCACACACCGGAUCGUGACUUAGAUAGUGAAACGAUUGAACUAGUGCGUAGUAUUAUAGAUUUGAUGUCUGCCAUGUUUGCUGCAGGAAAUGGCGGAUCCUUGAGUGAUAAGCUUAUGGAACAUCUCUGCCAGUUUCCAGCUCAAGGACCAUCAUUGACACCAAACGAUCUAGUCACUUUUGUAUGCCGAAUAUUAUCACGAUCAUGCGUUUCAAACAAACCAUCACCAGAUCUCAUCACAUCAUCACUAAAAUGUAUAGUACAACUCUUGCCUCAUUAUCCAGACGCAGUAUGGAAUCACUUACGACAGGAUCCUUUCAUGCCACGGUAUUCAAGUGUUGGAUCCAUGCCCUCUAGCGGCUUUGUACAAGCUGUAGUACUACCGCAAGAAAAGCAGGAAGGCAAAUACUCUACAACCAUUGCCUUCUUGGAUUUAGUGUCGGAAUUAACAUCACAUUCUCGUAAACUCAACGGAAUGACGACUCGACAAGUAGAGUUGGUCACUGCAUGUGUCCACUUUAUACGUACCGAUAUAUAUUCGACUUAUGCGAGUUGGAGGUAUGCCAAGGCACUCCACAAGUAUGAGAUCGGAGCACGGGUAGUGUCUAUCUUCUCACUCAUCCUGAGAGAUGUGACGUAUGUACGAGGUUAUGCUACCAAGACCAGUAAUAAUGGCAAUUGUGACUUGUCUCGCAUCUAUCAACAGCUUGCAGAUACGUUUUUGAAUGACGGUGAGGGCCGAGUGACACGCCCAUUGCUAAAUAUUAUACAGGGAGGCCAUCAGCUUGUAUUCAACAUAUAUCAUCGUAUGCGUCUGCGGGAGGGAAACGCCGUCCGAAUCUUGAUUCGAGAGUCGCUGAACCUCCUAGUAACAUUAUUGAGACUUCGAGUCAAUGUCUCUCAGCAACGACAAGUGACCGCAUUGUCACCUCUCGAACUAUAUUUACUUGAUAAAACAGGUCGUGGAACGUCUACCGACACUGUACGCCAACUUGGUCUAUAUUCUCGAUACUUUAUUGACUCUGAAUUACCCAGCCUGGCUAUCCAGGCCCUGACGCUGCUUUGCGUGGCAACAAAGUCUAUAGAAUCAGGGCAGUCGUCAUUUUUGGGAUAUUUCGGAAUGGAUGCUCCACAUAUAUCAGCUGCGCUGGUACAGUUUCUAGGAGACGAUUUUUAUGGACCAGAAAUACAAGUUCCAAUAUGGGACUUUAUAACAGCUGUGGUACAAUCUCAGCCAGCCUUAAGCUCCUUAUUGCUAAAAGCUGAAGCCAGUAAAUUCGAACCGUCCCCAAAUCAAGUUUUAGAUGGGACUUCGUCAGUCUUUGGAAGUAGUAGAAGGGCCGAACCAACUACAGAUGAGUUUACCGUCAAGGAAAACACAGCAAUAUUUGCCUUGCUGUUUGUGCUUCAGAACUGGAAGUCGUUUUUGAAGAGACGUCCUCUAGUUGUUGUGGCAGCGUCGGCAUUCAUGGAAAGCUUGUGGCAAGACGGAGCCAAAUAUAAAGGACUUCUCAACAAGCUACGACAGAGACAAUUUGAUGAAUUCUGGCAUCCACUGACGGAAUUGCUCAAGCAUCGACCAACUCCAAUGGUGGAAGGCGUUCAAAUAGCCACUUUGCAACGAGUCGGUAGUCGAUGGGUAUCAGCUGAAGAUGCAUCUGUAAAACGUCAUGCUGCCAGUAUAUUGGUGAAGAGCUACAUAGUUAGGACACUAUCUCGAGACUUGCAGUUAACUCCCUUAAACAUCCCACAACAAGUCUCGGCUAUAUUGAUAAGCACCUAUGGAGCUCGUCCUUUAGUUACUCCACAUCACCCUAUAAAUAGAGGUUCCGAUAAGGAAGAACGACCACCAAUACUUCAACCACCUGCUGCACCUGUAAAUUUAACCAUACCGCUGCCAUUCGAGACGUUUGCAUUUGAUCCAGAACUACAGUCACAGCUACUACACGAAGCAAACCAUUACCCAAAUCAUUCUAUAAACCUAACCGCCGUUCGAUUCUUGACGUGGCAUCCCGAACUGGAUGCACAAUGGCAACCAGGAGACUCGUAUAUGUUUGAUUUAGAUCUACUAGAUGCAAAAUUGACAGCAUCUGAAGCCAAAAAUGACUUUUUAGGUCGAUUAUGUGUAGCGAAUCAUAAUUGGUCUGUAACGGAUGCUCAGCUGACAUUGUUGAAGUCAUGGUCUAAUCUUAUAAAGCUGGCCACCAUUCGUUUACCAGCUCUGUUUGGUGAAACAGACGAGUCGCGUAUGCAGGUCUUGAGUCGCAGUGUAUAUGACAUGUCACGCAAAACACUCGAGUAUUCUGGAUCCGAGUACCCGUACGUUAUAUAUAGAACCAUCAUGUCACAAACGAUGCUGGCCUUGGUCGAUUCAUGGUCUGAGCUUACGUAUACGAAACUCUCUUCCAUGAAGUCACCACUGCCAGGCGCCGAUGCCAAACUCAUUAGAUCAAUGCAUCAGCAAAUGGUUGAAAUUCUCGAUCAGUUAAGUCAAGUAUGGGCCAGUGUUGAGAAUGGUGCUGGCAGUGUACUAGAUGUCGAGGAUGGAUAUGGGUUGAGAUUGCAAACCAUCUUACUAUCUUCUAUAUUGCGAGCCGUCCAAGCUUUGACUGAUGUGACGAGACUUAUAAAAUUGGAUGCUCGACAUGCUAGUCGUGCUGAAGUCAUUCUGAAUGGAUUGAUGACGAUGGCUUGUAAUAAUUCGAGUGCCUUGCUUGCAGGUCUGGUGGCUGAAAAAGAUACUGGGAAAGAUCUCGACGCAUCUCAUACAAAGGAAUUAAAUCUGACGCUAUCUCUAGUCUCGGAAUUAGUACGACACCUGCAAAAUAAUCCAACCGUAAUGGUUACUAUAUUAGAACGAUGCCAAGUCAUACCUAAAUUGUUGCAAGCUCUGGUUGUGAUAUUGUCAUGUCCGGCAGACCAGCAACCAGUGGGUAUAGAAACCAUAUUAUGCUGUCUAUCGACAUUGUCCCAAUGCCCACCAGCAGCUGAAAGAUUAGCAGGACAUGGUGUUUUGGCGGCUUUCACCAAUAAUGCCUUCACUCCUCGUUUGGAGGAAGGGUCAGUGCGUCCGUAUACAGGUGCUCGACUCAACUUGUGGCAUCAAACUUGGUUGUCGAUGUUGACUAUAAUGGCUGAAUGUGUUAUGCAUUUGUCUGAAAGUCUGGACUUUGUACAAAGUGUGGCAGUCUUUGCCAAUCACUAUAGGGCUCAAUUUGCUCAUGCUUUGGCUCCUGGCGGGCCAAAUGAUCAGAUCACGUUGGCUAAUGUCCAAGAAACACGACAUGUAGUGCGCUUCUUUUGGGCUUUGACUGUAUACUCUGUAGAUUUACGUCGAGUUGCCACUGAAGCCAUGCAAGCCAGGUCUCGUGAUGCUCAAUCGCUUGCUAUGGUAAAAACUAUAGUAGACCAAUAUCAGCAAGCGGUUUUAGAGCUACUACCAACAGUAUUAUGGCGAUUCAAUCAUCGUAAACUAGUAGCCUCACAUACAGUUGCCAUCUCAGUAGAAGAAUCUGAGAAGGAUGCUCAAGAUGCUGCCAUACCAAAUCUCCCGAUCCGGCAACUUGUAAACGACGUCUAUAACGAAUAUGUCCUAAUAUCCUACUAUGCCAUAUCUGCUCUAGCAGCCUCAACAGACACCACAUCCGUCCUGUAUAGUAUUGACUCGCAAGCUGAAUGGGACUACUCAAAGCAAGUAAUCCCUCCAGACUUGAUUGAUGGUAGCAACGGUGUAGGAAUAGGAACCUUCAUGGAAAUCUUAGCAGUAUUGAUGGAAUAUAAAGUAAAUGAAGGCAACCUUGGAGGUGAAUGUCAACGGGCUGGUGUCUUGACUCAAGGUCUGGCCUUGAUUGCUACACAGCUUGCCCUCUUCAUGUAUAGUCCUGAUUACCCACCUGAUUUGAAACGACACACCCAGUCUCUGAUCUUCACUGAUUUGGGAAGGUGUAUUGAUACUGUCAAGAAUCGUAUUAGGCUUUCGUAUCAGGCCGCCGUCAGUGAAGAUGUCCGCAAAGAACUUAAGGGCGAAACAGCAAUAGUAGAGGCAGUUGAGAGGUUUGUCAAGGAACGUGUCUUCUUGACUGAAUGA